AUGUAUCAAGAUUAUCACUACAAAGAGAACCCAAGGACAGGAUUCUUGCAGAGUAACGGUUCGUAUGCUGCUAAGAAGCAGUUCCAAGAAAGGAAUCAAUUCUACACUUCAAGUGCAUCAAUAUUUCCAACAGACCUUGAUAACCAGAAGAGGUUUAACUCAGAAUACAGAAAAAGGUUCUUUGAGCCUCAGCCUGGAGCUCAAGAACACAGACCUGACCUGACUAACAAAGAUGGAAACAUUGCAAAUCCAUAUCUCCAGAAGAGAAGAAUGGGCAAGAAAAUUAUUAAGAACAAUCCUGUAUACCAGAAAGAUACUGGGGGCAAUGAUCACACUACUCACAAGCCGAUGAAACCGCUUGAGCAAGACUUCAAAAAGUCUGUAACUGAGAAGUUCAGCCAAGAGUUACAAGCUCAAGGGUAUAUGAAGCACUCGAAUAAAAUUCCUUCUCUGACUCCAAAGUACAGUCCAGGCAGGUAUGAUACUAGCGAUGUUCCUCCUCCAGUUGACCAGGAGCAGAAGCCUUAUAGAAGAGAGGCAGGCAGAUCACUUGUCAAAGACAGUUACCAGAGCAAUCAAAAUACCAGCAUGGAAGCAAGAAAUAUCAACAGAAGAAUUGUUGAGAACAACAUUGUUAGAAACAACUCAGUUGAGGUCCCAAGACCAAGUGAGACAACUCUUAGAGAGGACAGACUAGAAGCAAGCAAUCGUUAUCAAAACCCUGAUGAAAACAGAGGUGAUCAUAGAUUUGAAGAUUUUUACCAAAAUCCACCUCAAAAGCCGACUUUCAUUGAGAAAACUGAAAAUUAUCAGAAUACAGAUAGAUUCCAGCAAAAUAAUGAAUGAGAAGAACUGGACCCUACCAGACAGGAAAGCAAGAUGAAUCAAUUUUAUCCUUCUCAGGAACAACUGCAGGGUCACCCCACUCAACGUGAAACUGAAGAUGUUCUUCCUAGCCAAAUGUAUGGAAACAACCCUAACUCCCAAGUUGAACAGCCUCAAAAAAAUAGCAGCAUGGAGUUCAUUCCGAAAGGAAAUAAGAUAAAAUAUGAAGCUCCUAAGAUUCAAAAAUCAGUUAAUUUUAAUGAAAACCAACUCAAAGAUUACCAAGAACAGGUCUCAGAGACUCAUUCAAGAGUAGGCAAUAGAAGUCUCCAGGCCUAUGAAGAUGUUGAUAGAGAAAAUGUAGAGCAAGAGAGAUACUAUGCGAGGCUUAGGAAGGCAACCAUGAAACAGAACCAGAUAUUCAAACAGCACCUCAACAGAGUCUACAUCCCCCAAAAGAAAGUAGAAAGUGUCCUGAACCAGAGAGAAGACAGUAAAAUUCAGACUCUGAAAGCCCAAGCUAGCCAAUAUGAAAAAUAACCAAAAAGACAAUAUCAAGACUAUCCAAGGCGAGUACUCUGAAUUCCUUAGUAACCAGAUGAAGGAAAAGGAAUAUACCCAAAAUAUGUACGACCAGGAGAAGAGAUCUCUGUAUGAAAAUAUGAGAAUCAAGCAUCAAAUUCAAGAACAAAAGGAUAAGAUGCAGAAAAGAGAGAGGAUGGAAAGUCAGCUCGCUUACCGAAAUGCCCUCCACGACCAACAGAGAUAUAGAAAUGAGCAUCCAGAAUCUGCACUGAAAGUUACAGAAACUAUGAAGAGGCCAAAUGUUGCACCUCUGUUAGGAGAGCAGAGACAUAUGUCAAACCCAGAGGCUGACCAUUAUCCGAAGUCAACUAAAGGUAGCUCCCAUGGAUACCUCAACGAUGACCCAAGAAGUGUUAAUCAAGACCCAAGAGCUAACUACAAAGGACCCGAUCCAAUCCUGGCGCCUAUUUCUGAUCCACUCUAUAACCCUUAUGUGAGGAAAGAGAUGACUGACUCUGGAAAUGCUGCCAAGAAGAGGAACAUCUACAUCCCUCCGGACAGCAUUGCUUUUUAG
This is a messenger RNA of Moneuplotes crassus, 1924 nucleotides long. Lineage: Eukaryota; Ciliophora; Spirotrichea; Euplotida; Euplotidae. The record is from the annotation of a GenBank genome assembly.